This is a messenger RNA of Oppiella nova, 950 nucleotides long. Lineage: Eukaryota; Metazoa; Arthropoda; Arachnida; Sarcoptiformes; Oppiidae. The record is from the annotation of a GenBank genome assembly.
CAUCCCUGGACGAGUCAUCAAUGAAUGGGAUGUGCGAUAGGAAUGACUUCUUAUACGACAUUCUCGACGACAACAACUUCAGCGUCGAAGAGCUUAACAAACAGAUUAUGGACAUUGAAAACGGCGUCCAAAGCGAUAGUAUGGACGACACCAACACCUGUCCGACCAGUGAUGAUAAUAAUGAAAUUUCUAUGGAUGUGCUUCAGAGGGCCGUGGAGUUUGAGUUGGCGGUCAUUCCCAUCGCCCGACCUGUCAGUGAAUACCACAACGACUUCAAUGCCACGGAAUCCUAUCUAUUGAAUGAAUUAUUCAAUUCAACCAAAAUUAUUGGCCAACCCUUGACUAAGAUCACGCUUGAGAUCACGAAUAUGGAGGAAUUCGAUCGCACCGUUAGCUUUAAGUUUGACAGAGGGAUCCGUAACUUCACGCGUGGUGUCAAAGGGUUGACGGCAUUCAAGAAUAUUCUUCCUGAGGACAAGAUCUCGUUACUCAAGUAUGGCUGCAUUGAGGCGCUACUGAUGCGCACAGUUAUGCACGUAGACUAUCAGGAAGAGUGUAUGAGACUGCCCUGGGAUAAGGAAAAUGGAUUGAUGGUUAAACUGGAGUUUUUGAAAUCAUUUAAACCCGAAGUUUACAACUCGUUUAUUAGAUAUUUAAGCAAAAUGUCACCCAUUUGGGACUCGGAUAUCGCUAUUAUAGAUUUGCGCUACUUAAUAUUAAAGUAUCGAUCGGAAUGUGAGGCUAAGUCACGGUUCUUGAGACUAAUGAAUACAUUGAAUGACGUGAAUAUUCUGCGAGAGAUGCAAAGGAAACAUACUUUACAUCUCUGCAACUCAUCCCUUGUGACCCCACUCUUGCAAGAGGUGUUUGAUGUCAAACCUACGGCACCGGUAGAGUUGGACAGCUCUUCAAUUGAUUUCAUGCCAUCUCCCAUCUCAUCGGACUUGUAG